This is a messenger RNA of Lates calcarifer (barramundi perch), 5772 nucleotides long. RefSeq lists its product as uncharacterized. NCBI's taxonomy places the organism in Eukaryota, Metazoa, Chordata, Actinopteri, Centropomidae. The transcript is spliced from 11 exons. The coding region runs from base 158 to 2044 and encodes 628 amino acids. The record is from RefSeq and is a predicted model, not a curated record.
CUUGAGGGGGGCGAGGUUGAGAGGGAGGGAGACGACGCGGGAGAAAACAGGCAACGUUCACACAGAUUUUCACCUCUGAGCGCGUCCCGACAUCUCCGCAGACUGCUGCACCGCAGCUCCAGCCGACCAAUUAAAAGAAACAAAAGAAUCUGCCAGGAUGGUGACGGUCAGUGUGAUCACACUCAGCUUCCUGGUCACUGCAGUUCUUUCUGCCCCUGUGAAAGUCGAAGAAGACUCCAUGACCUUGUUCCAUGGGGAGGAUUUUCACAUCUUGCUGCCCUCACUCGGGGUGGAGGUCACGUUCAAGAACAGGUCUGCUCCGCGGUCGGCUGACAUGUUCCUGAUGCGGGGUGGUGCUGUGAUCAACAGUCGGGCCAAACUCAACCGCCACCUCAGCCACCUGAUCAUAGACGCUGUGGGCGAGGAAGACGAGGGUGUGUACACCGUGAAGAAUCCAGAGAAGCCAGACGACGUCAGACGCAUCAUGCUUGUAGUCCGAGAUUGCUCCAAUGAGCAGACCAUUAAAUAUGGAGACAACUACCAUAUUCCCCUGUCAGGGGUGACUCCCCCCAUCACCCUGGAGUACAGGCCCAUUGCUGUGGAGGCCAACCAAACAGCUAGACCAGCUCUGGUGCUGCUGACCAGCACAGGGAUAUCCAGGGAGGGCUACCAGGGUCGCAUCAGCGUCAACGAGCGCCACGUCACCCUCAGCACUGUUACGGGUGCAGACGAGGGCAGCUACACUGUCAGGGACGCCGAAGGUGUUAUCCAAAGGAAAGUGUGUCUCAACGUCAGGGAGCACGCAAACUUUGUGACCCUGCCGUACGGUAAAAGACUGAAGAUCAACCUGAUACUCAACAGCUCCUUGGUCCGUCUCUACUACACACCUGACAAUGACCCCAAACCCCGCCUGCUGCUGGACAAGGGAGAAUUUACAAGUGCUGAAGAUAUGCUGGAUCUCCAGGAACGUCUCUCCAUGGAGGGUUCAUUGGUCUUUCUAGAUCAGGUCAAGGGUUCAGAUGCAGGCGUGUUCAAGAUUACUGACAUCCUGGGAUUCAGUGUAUCCACCAUCCACUUGGAAGUACAACCCUACAAGCUGGAGUCAUUGUAUGUGGCUAUCAUCGCCCUGUUGGGCCUGCUGGUUUUCCUUCUGCUGGUUUGCCUGCUGUCCUGCCUGAUCAAAGUGAAGAAGAGGGCCAAGAGGGCAGCUGCCCUGGAGAAGAUUGCCCAGAACGCUGGCAAAGAGGACGAGGGAGAGGCCUUCAGACAGGUGGUGAAGAAUAUCACCAAACUCAGUGAGGAAUCCAAGCAUUCCCAGGCUGACAACACAGAGAAAUCUCAGAGCACUGAGGUGGACAUUAAAGGUCUGGAGGUUUCCUCUAAAGAGGUUGGAAUCGGUAACCUAGAGACCAGUGACUCUGGUGUUGGCUUUAACACCGCCCUCCCACUGGACACUGACACUGAUGCCCCCGAUCAAAUCCCCGACUCUGAGGCUGUAAGCAUCUCUGUUGCUCCUGAAACCAAACCAAGUCCACCAUCUGCUGCUGAGUCCAUGCCAAGCGCUCCACCAGCUAUGGAAAUUAAGCCCAGUCCAGUUGCUGAAACCAAAGCCAGCCCAACACCCGAGACCAAGAAAACCCCCGAUCAGCCCGUGGAAGUGAAGUUGGAUGUGACCAAACCAGAAGUUAAGCUCAGCCCAGCCCCGAGCCCUGAGCCCAAGGCUGGUCUGAGCCCAGCUGAUCCAAAACCUGAGUCCAGCCCAAGCCCAGAGCCUAAAGCAGCUGCUCCUAAAGCCCCAACCCCUGAAAGCAAGAGCGCCCUAACUCCCACACCUGAGCCCCCCAAACCGACCACACCGGAACCUAUCACCAAUGGUACACCUGAGCCGGGCCCGGAUUCCAAACCAAGCCCAGACCAUGCUGAUAUUAUUGGAGGUCCAAAAGCGGCCCCCCCUAAAACCCCUGAGGUGGAGCUGAAGUCUGGUGGUGCCGUAUUAGAAGCCAACAAAGAUGGCACUGUGGCUGAGGAGUCAACCACCACCUGAGAACUGCCCCUGCAAAAACACAAGGGAAGCCCCACAGAUCUUCUCCAUCUAUCACCACUGUAGACAAUCGAACACCCCCCUACCAAAUAAUGACGAAACCACUGAAACUGGGGCGAGGCCUUUGGUUAAACAUGUCUAAUGCCUGAACACAAUAUUACCUUGAUAACGGUAUCUCACUUGUCUAUAAUUAACACAUAAUCUUUGAGACUUUCUGAUUCAGAAACACUUCACAAAACAAAUGCGGCUUGUUGAUUGUUAAACAUUUUAGUUGUACACACCUUGGUGGUGUUCUUUUGGUAGCUUCACAGUAAAACUGCCAGACUUCAAAUGAAAUCCUUUGCAGAGUUUACAACUAAAAUGUUAUCUCCAACUAAGGUCUUUUCUAACAUAAUGAGGUACCCAGAAAGGUUUACAAGGUUUUAUUAAAACAAGGACACACUAGAAUUCCUCAUCUGACCUUAACUAACCAUCCUCUCCCAUUUAGAUGCUUGCUCUUCUAUCAGCAUGUGGAUAAAACAGACAAAAUGCAUGCAGUUGUCAGCCACUAGCUUACUAAAAUGUGUCAUAACAUGCUCUUGACUGGACAUCAUCAAAACAGAAAUGAAAGCCCUAUUGAUCACACAAACCACACUCUGUUGAUGGCAUUUUGUGUGAAAUGUGGAUGUAAUGUCCUCUUUUAUGGCUCCAGAAACAUCUGCAAUACGACAUCACAUAGCAAAAACAUGAGUUUUGCAUAGAUUUAACCACAACUUACUAAUAAUACUGACCCCAUUAUAUGUAGUCUCUGAGAUUGGGAUUCAGGCCCCCCAGUGGAUAUCUCAGAUGAUUAAAAUUGAUCUGGAAUUUUCUGUUGGCUCUAUAAAAAUCCCAUUACUCUCACAGUUUUAAUAGGAGGCUCAUGCCAGCAGAAACUCCAGGCACUUAAUGGGACCACCAUGUUCCCGCUGUACGUUGGGCUUUCCAAAGGUGAAAUAAUGAAUGAAAGUGUUUGGUAAGUUCAAGUACUCAAAACAUCCUUGCUCAUUUCUUUUCAUUAUCCUUCCCUCCCUCCAUGUCAAGGCCUUUCUUUUGUCUGUCAUUCCUUCCUUGAUCCUCCCCCUUCUUUCCCUCCCUCUUUUACUCCUUCCCUUUUCUGGGCAUCAUUAAAAACUUUUCUUGACUUAGUUCAAAGUAGAGAUUUCCUCUUCAAAUUUGUGGUUUUGUUGGCAGUGACAGAGAGUCAUUCCUGUGUCUUUGGCCCACUAAAUUUUGGAAAAAGCUUAAAUAUUUAUGCCUAGCAUCUUAAAUGUCUCCAAAAGAGUCCUAUGAGGCCUUUCUCAUUGCCAUGACAUUGUCUGUCCACAGCUGUUUUGUGUGAGUUUUGCAGAUAUGUGGAUGUUCAGUGAACACAAAUGAAUCUUACAGUUGAUGCAUGUCUCUACCUCAUGUUUUAACUGACCACUGAUUAAAGAAAAACCCCACUGACAGUCUAGGUUUGACACGCUGAUUCCAACAAAAAGCAUUUUGGAUUCCUGAGAAAAGCACAACAAGACAGCCAUGAUAAUUCAGUCAAAUGAUCCAUGAAUCAUAGGGAAACUGUAAGAAGUAGAUCCAUCGACAACCAACUGGGCCUUUCUUGGUAGCUUUCCUUACUAAUAGAUUUUUCUUACAAAUAUUAAUAUCAGGCGAGACAUGUCAGCAUUUUAACAAGCCAUAAGACAAGAUAGGUUUAGAUGUCAGAUUUGAUACAAAGAUCAAUAUAUAAGGUAAAACUACAAAAAAAUAAAAAAUCAAUGUGCCUCAAUGUGGACAAACAGCAUCAGACUUUCAGGUCACAUAUAGUAAAACAAAGAAAUGAAUAAUGAUUAGAUAAUGAAAAACAGUGGAUAAUGGCUCAUUCCCAGCCUGGACCUGUGAGGGAACCACAAACCCAUUUUGGCAAUACUGAAAAUGGUCUUUACAUGCACACAGAUUCACAAACCAGACACACACACACACACGCACACAUGCACACAUGCACACACACACACACACAUGCACACAUACUCAUACACAUACACUGCAGCCCUGUAAAUAUUGCAUGUGUACGCCAGUUUAACCCCCCCUUAAGGCUGAAUGUUUUUAGUGAAUAGAGCGGUUGUUGUAUUAUACUGAAUAAUAAAAAAGAAAACUAAUUUAAAUUUCUCACCAACCUUAAAUCAAGAGUGUAGAAUAUAUACACAUAAUAUAUACUAUUUACACUAAUAUUCACUAACGUCUUGAACUAAUUUAAGAACCAAAUAUUGCAAAAGAAAAAAAAAAUCCAUCAAGACUAUAUUAGAUCUUUUUAGAUCAAUUAUCUGCUAUUAUUGCCAUUCCAACCUGGUGAUACUCACAGCUUACAGUAUCUCUCACAGUAUUUACAUGUUGUAUUAAAAUGUUUAACCUAUGUCACUUAAAGCGUUGACUGCAGCAUGCCCACAACAUGCCCUGAACAACAGGCUUUCAUUGUCCUAAAGUCAUUUCUGUGUGUGUGCGUGUGACCAGAGGAGUGACGUUUUAUUGUUGUCAUCAUUGUGCGUUGGGGAAUUGUGUGUUUUAAGUGCUUACGCCUAUGGUGUAUGAACGUGAAUGAUUUAUGACUGCUAUGAGUGCACGUGUGUGUGUGUGUGUGUGUUGUUUGUACAGAACGAAACUACCGUCCUUCGUGUGAGCUUCUCCGUCUGUUGUGAGUUAAGGUAUCCAUGUGCCUGCUUCAAUCGUGUUGCAAUGUGAAGAAAACAAGUGCUGUGUUGAAGUCAUGAAGUGUGAAUGUGUUUACCACAAGAAAUUGUAAACGAUAUUGUAACUUUGAGAUAUUUCAGUGAUUCUCGUCUUUGUUUUAGUGCCUAAAACGUGUAUUGGAUAGUCGGCCUGUAUUCUGUCGUUAGCCGACACUCCUAAUGGCACCUUCUUCUAAAUAGGUAGAGUAUUCACAGAUGUAGACAGCUGUUUGCACACCUGACUUAACAAAGGAAUAUCACUGACUGGCCUAUGAUGUGCUAAUGUGUAGGGGACAUGUGUUGUAUUGUAUUAAGAGUCAAUUAUAAAGAUGAAAGUCUGACUUUCAGGUUUCCCAGAUGAUUAUGUGUAGCAUAAGGAGUGUUGAGUAUCUGCGAGUGAGGGUGUUUUCCAUUGCAUUGGUCAAGUCUGUGGCACAGUUCAGAGUAUGUGAGUGAAUACUUGAUAGCAGCAGAUGAAUGACAAAGCUUUGUGUGAGUGACCCUUGAGGGUUAAGUUGUGAUAAGCAAUUGACUGAGAGACUGCUAAAACAGCAUUUCCGUGCACCACCACUACUGAAUAUUGUCAGUGAUUGUAAUACCAAGCCACUCAGAGUGAGUAGGGAUGUGAGAGAGGAGGAUAGUGCAUUAAUGGGCAGAACGAGCCUUUGGUUUACACAUUACCAGUAUCUUAGAGAGGGCUCGGUUUAGUGGGGUCAGAGUUAUUAUAUCUAACAGGUGCCAGAGGGAUUCUGGUUUCAUACACCUCUGAUAACCCACUAAUAGAAACCACUACUGUUAACACCACUGGCACUUCUUGCACUAUGUGAGUUGUCUCUGCCCUCUCUGUUUACUUCUGCUGUUCUGGCCUGGGUGUGGUGUGACGUUCUUCAUAUUCUCUCUGUACUCCCUUUUUGCACAACACUUCACACAGAUGUUUUGUAAAAGAAAUAGUUUUUUUCUUUAUUUCAUGUUUAAAGGAAUACUAAGAAUAAACAAAAGAUUAUGACA